This is a messenger RNA of Purpureocillium takamizusanense, 6294 nucleotides long. Its product is annotated as Chitin synthase. Gene Ontology annotation, molecular function: chitin synthase activity; ATP binding; cytoskeletal motor activity. Bases 510 to 5867 code for a protein of 1785 amino acids. The transcript is spliced from 3 exons. Gene Ontology annotation, cellular component: myosin complex; cell septum; cell periphery. The record is from RefSeq and is a predicted model, not a curated record. NCBI's taxonomy places the organism in Eukaryota, Fungi, Ascomycota, Sordariomycetes, Hypocreales, Ophiocordycipitaceae.
GGUCGACUGGCUGGCUGCUGAAGCCAACUUUCUCGCACGCCUUCGACAUUGGCAUUAACUUCCAGCAACGCGGCGGCGAGUGUUCGUCUCGAAAAGGUCUUGGCCUUCAUCUCUCGCUUCACGUUGACGACGUGGUGGACUUGCUGCCUCACUCGCUUCGGCAGCUCCCAUCGUUCCAUCGUCCCAUCGCUUAGCCAUCUACCCCCCCCGUCUCUUGCUCGCCCGUGUCGGUCGUUUUUGCGUUGCAGAAAGGAGUCAAGGCAUCUCCUCGUCUCUGGAACCAGCAAACUCAACACUCAACCCCUCUUCGUCACCAUCCGGCCUCUCGCCGGCCCACCCCUCGCCUUCAUCGAACUGACUUCCGGCGUGCGCCCCUUUUCUUCGAACAUUGUUGGCUGCGUCAGACGCAACAGGUUGACGGCGGCACCGAAUACCCAGCAAACCAGCUCCUUCAGCCAAGUUUGUGAUUGUUCGACGAGGGCAUCACUGACCCUUCCGCGGUCGAAGCCAUGGCGAACCGGCUGUCCAUGUUCUCCAUGGCAUCAGAGGGCCCCGGCUCGCGAGCUGGGGGUCCGCAGACUGCCCAGGUCUCGACGACUACGCUCCUGAAUGCCAUCCACAAUAUCUACCUGACGUCCCAAGCCCACCAGCUGGACGCCAGCACUAGCCUCGUUGUCAACACAUGGUUGACGGCGUCGCAAGGCGGGCCGACCGUCGACGCCUCGCUGGCCACCAAGGCAUGGGAACAUGCGCGCCGGCGCGCCGAGGACGGAUGCAUCAUCCUCAGUUCCCUGCACCAGUCCACGCCACCUCUUCUUGCGCCGUUCCUCUCCAGCUUCCCAUUCGCAAUCCCUACGAGCCUCUACAAGUCCCUGGAUGCUCUUCGGCCGUUCCUCCAAUGUGUCACGCCGUACAAUCCGACUUUGCCCCGCCAGGCGGCCCUCGGUGUCACGCUGACCCUGAAUCUCGCCGGCAAUCUUAAUGCAGCGUCGCUGGCCCUGUCACAAGGCGGCAUUGACACAGUCAACGGCCUGCUCAAUAUUCCGACCGAGGCUGGCUACCGCGCCUUUGAUGUCUUCUACUAUCUCUUAACGUCCGCUUCCACGCCUGCUGAGCGCGAGUUCCUUGGUCUUCAGAGCCCGUCCACCUACACCCUGCUGACUCGAUCUGGCACGUACACGCCACCUGCGUAUCUGCCGACGGCCGACGAUGCUGCUUCCGCGGAGGACUUCCGACAGGCCCUCAAGGACAUUGGCAUCAAGGGUUCGGCCCAUCGCAACUUCAUCUCCACCCUCGCUGCCCUGCUCAAACUUGGAAACACUCUUGAUUACAAUGUGGACUCCGACAUACUUGAGGAGACGUGCGAGGAUGUCAGCGGUCUUCUCGGGAUUGAGCCCGAGACGCUCAUGAACAAGUGCAGCACCGAGGACCGCUGGACGUUUGUUGGAGGUCUGUACGAGUCUCUCGUCGACUGGGUCAUUAGGAAGGCCAACGAAGCAAUUGCCACCCAAAUGGAGCGUAUCAAGAACGGCGAUGAAUCUUCGGAUGGUCGAGGUGCGCGGACGCCCACUUCCAACGAAGAUAACGGCGAUACUGUAUCCAUUACGGUCAUGGAAGUCGCUCACACGACUCUCGGCAAGGCCUUGUCCAUGCGGUCCAUCUUCGAUGACACGCAAGGCAUCAAUGCCGAAAUGAUUGCCGACGGCGUGCAAGCGUCCCCCGCCGGAUCGUCAGUCUUGCGGGAGAUGCAGCAAGCCGUGUCCGAAGUUGCGCCCGACUUGGGAAUCAUGACGGGUCCCGAGGGACGCGAGCGUCAGCACGAACUGGAGAAGCGCGAAGUGGUUCUCGAAAAAAUUGCCUUUGCCGCGGAGGACGGCAGUUUCAUGAAGAAGCUCCUCUUCCCCAUCGAAGGCGAGGGCAUCAACCUCGGCCGGGCUGGUCGAAUCGAUCUGCCAGUCGUACUCAACUCUAACCGGUUGUGGUACCACCUUUCUCUGCACCCAACGGACGACUCGCCUGCGCAGCUUGCGGCUCUCCCUUCUAUUACGUCCGCUUGGUCGGCUGGCACCGUCUCGCGCCAGCUGCGCUCUUGGAGGCUUCCGGAGUGGGCCAAUCGACGAAACAGGUGCCUCGACUUCACGGCGGACUUUGACGUUGAUGAGCUAGUCCAGCGCUACGCCGUUCUCGGUUGCAAGGAUGGCAAGGACGGAAUCGAAAGCUGGAUGCUUGAGCGCGGCUGGAGCAACGGCGAGGUAUUUGUCGGCAAGGAGCGCGUGUGGAUGCGAGAGGGUGCUUGGUGGGAGGCAGAGAGUAUGCUCGACCUCAAGCCGGCGGACCACAUGGCCGCGCACAGCCUCCACACCAAUCCCUUCGGGACAGGGUUCGACACUGGCUAUUCUGCCAGCGGCAGCGGCUACUUCCCGCCGCAGGCUGUUGACGCCAGCUUCAACGGGAGCAACGACCACCUGGUGCACUCGCGCAACUUUAGCCAAGGCAAUGGCAGCCAAAUGACGCUGAGCCAGCCUCUCAACGCCGCCCCUUCCAUCGCGCCAACGGCCGCACGAAAUGUCAGCAACGGUGACUACGGCCUCGGCGCCAAGGGCGACACCUACAAGGGCGACGUCUACUACAACGAGGAGGGCGAGCUCACGGGCAUGAUGGAUGCGGAGCUGGCCAAGAACAAGAAGAUUGAGACAAAGCCAGUCGAUGCCUUGCGUCGUAUCUGGGUCAUCUUCGUGUGGGCUCUGACUUUUUGGAUCCCGUCUUUUCUCCUGCGCUUCGUCGGCCGUAUGCGACGACCGGAUGUUCGGAUGGCCUGGCGCGAGAAGCUGGUUCUGUGUUUCCUCAUUUUGAUCCUCAACGGUAUCAUCAUCUUCUGGAUCGUGGCCUUUGGGCAAUUACUCUGCCCCAAUUUCGACAAGGCCUGGAACAGCAAGGAAGUCGGGUAUCACACUGGCGACAACGAUUUCUUCGUCAGCGUUCGCGGUCAGGUCUUUGACAUCUCCAACUUUUGGAAGCAGCAACACUCCGACGUCGACAUCCCAACCAACACUGACAACAUGCGGCCCUUGGCCGGACUGGAUCUGGACGACUACUUCCCGUUGCCGCUUAAUGUCGCGUGCCAAGGACUCGGCAUCGGAGAAUCCACAAAGCUGAUCGCGAACAAUACGGCCGAGCAUGCUGAAGCCGUCCACAACACCGGCUUCUUCCAGCCGAACAAAGCCAGCCACCUGGGUGACCCGAAGUGGUAUUGGGACAGGUUCACGCCCAAGAUGAGGGAGUACUACAAGGGCGACCUCGUGUUUAGUGAAGGCUUUGUUCAGUCCUCUGGCAGCGAUUCCCAGCGCAAGUGGGCCAUGUAUGGCGAUAAGAUCUACGACCUGACGGACUACUUCCACACUCAGUCCCUCAACCCCAGGGUUUCCAUGUACGAGUUUCUUGACUCGUCGGUAAGCGAUAUUUUCAAGAACAAGCCGGGCCAGAACAUCAAGAGCGAUCUGGAUGAAGUCAUUCAGAACUCGAUGGGCAACCAGACUCAGCACGCCAAGGUCAUGAACAGCUGGAACUGCGUCCAGACGGUCUUUUACAAGGGCAAGACCGACUUCCGCGAGUCAGCGAAGUGCACGGUGAACAACUGGAUUUUGCUGGCAUUUACCAUCAUCCUUUGUGCCGUCAUCCUCAUCAAGUUCGUCGCCGCACUGCGUUUCAGCUCCAAGCGACGCCCCUCGCCCCAGGACAAGUUUGUCAUCUGUCAGGUGCCCGCGUAUACCGAAGGCGAGGAUUCACUGCGCAAGGCUCUAGACUCCCUCACUGCUCUCCAAUACGACAACAAGCGGAAGCUCAUCUGCGUUAUCUGCGACGGUGUCAUCGUUGGUCAAGGAAAUGACCGUCCUACCCCCAAGAUCGUGCUUGAUAUCCUUGGAGUCGACCCCAAGGUCGAUCCUCCUGCACUCCCUUUUAAGUCAGUCGGGCCGGGCAGCGAUCAGCUCAACUACGGCAAGGUUUAUUCAGGCCUAUACGAGUAUGAGGGCAACGUCGUCCCCUACAUUGUCGUUGUCAAGGUGGGCAAAGAGUCAGAGCAGUCGCGUCCCAAGCCUGGCAACCGUGGAAAGCGCGACUCGCAAAUUCUUGUCAUGAGCUUCCUUAACCGCGUUCACCAUCGAUCGCCAAUGAGCCCGCUAGAGCUGGAGAUGUUUCACCAGAUCAAUAACAUUAUUGGCGUGGAUCCCGAGCUAUACGAGUAUCUGCUCAUGGUCGACGCAGAUACUUGCGUCAGCGAGGACUCUCUGAAUCGUCUUGUGUCCGCCUGUGCGCACAACGCCAAAAUCGCUGGUAUCUGCGGAGAAACGAGCCUAGAGAAUGACGAAAAGUCAUGGACCACCAUGAUCCAGGUGUACGAGUAUUUCAUCUCUCACCAUCUGGCCAAGGCUUUCGAGUCACUAUUUGGCAGUGUCACCUGUCUGCCUGGAUGCUUCUCCAUGUAUCGUCUUCGGACAGUUGACAAAGGCAAACCGCUCAUCAUCUCCGACGCCGUCAUCAAGGACUACGCUGUCUGCGACGUCGACACGUUGCACCAAAAGAACCUGCUGUCUCUCGGUGAAGAUCGUUAUCUCACGACUCUGAUGACCAAGCACUUUCCGUACAUGGCCUACAAAUUUGUACCUGAUGCGCAGUGCAAGACAGCUGCCCCUGAAUCUUGGAGCGUUCUUCUGUCGCAGCGUCGACGAUGGAUCAACUCGACCAUCCAUAACCUGGUGGAGCUGAUGCGCCUCAAAGAAAUGUGCGGCUUUUGCUGCUUCAGCAUGCGCUUUAUCGUGUUCAUUGACCUCUUUGGAACUAUCAUCCUCCCGGCGACUUGCGGGUAUCUCGGUUUUCUCAUCUACAGAGUCGCCUCCCACACUGGGCAGUUCCCGCUCAUCUCCCUCUGCAUCUUGGCUGCCGUCUACGGCCUGCAAGCCCUGGUGUUCAUUCUGAAGCGGCAAUGGCAGCACAUUGGCUGGAUGAUUAUUUAUAUCAUCGCCUUCCCGAUCUACUCGUUCAUCCUGCCUGUCUAUUCCUUCUGGAACCAGGAUAACUUCUCGUGGGGUAACACGCGUAUCGUCAUCGGCGAGAAGGGCAAUAAGCAGGUGGUAGCCGUCGCCGAUGAAGGCUUCGAUCCUCGCUCGAUCCCGCUCCAGCGCUGGGACGACUACGCCAUGGUGAACAACCUGCCAGGCCGGCGCGGUGGCCCCAUGGAGAAGCACGAUUACGGGUACGGCGACCAGUAUGAGAUGGACGAAAUCAAGUCGGUAUACUCGGCUGCCCCACAGGGGUCCGUCCUCGCUGGUAUGGGUGGACGCAACACGUUCAUGCCGCCGCAGUCCCCAGCUUUCGGUCAGCCCAUGAACCGUGCGUCCGCGAUGCAGGGUCCUUACCAGGACGCAGCCAUGUCCAUCCGCCGGCAAUCGAUGAUGUCCAUGGGCACAGCCAUCCAUGACAUGCACAGGAGCCAGUCCCCGUAUCAAGAUGUGCCUGUCAACCGGCAGAGUAUGCUGAACAUGCGGAGUCAAUCGAACCUCUCCCCAGCUAUGGGUCUGCCUGCGAACCGAUCCGCUUCAGCACUUGGCUUUGCGGGCGGUCAGCGCUCGCCGCUAGCCCACGACCCCAUGCAGUCCACGACAUCGUUUGACUUCCAGCGCGGCCACCUGCCUGCGGACGACACCGCCAUCGUCGAGGCCAUCCAGUCGGUCCUUCGGGAGGUGGACCUGGACACUGUGACCAAGAAGCAAGUUCGCGCUCUCGUGGAGCAGCGCCUUCAGAGCGAACUCGUCGGAGAACGGCGCACUUUUAUGGACCGGCAGAUUGACCGCGAACUGGAGAACAUGUAAGGGCGCGAGGAAGUGGUGGCGACUCUGCAGUCUGACAUUGGUCGUAUGAACACAACAGGCUCGUCUUGGCUUGCAUUGGCGCGGUGUAGUCUUCUCGUCGGCAAGGGGCGUUUCUCGGAUAUGGAUCUUGGGUCGAGGGCAUAAGCUGUGUUUUUUUGUUUUUUUUUUUGCCUCCAUGAUACAUACAUGAGGGUUGCUAAUGAAGCAAGGGAUGUCAUUGGAGACAGAAAGGGGGGGCCUUGCAGAGGACGAUGCGGCAUGCCAGAUGCUGCUGUGGCCCUGAACCAGGCUGUUGCUACGGACAUCGUGGGACUCUGAGAGUCGCUCAUUUUCGCCGCCAUAUACGCUGGGACCCGCUCCUUCACCUGCGAUACAUAAUAAAUAUCAUAUAAUACGACGUUGAACAUUCCGAACACUAGUUCUCCUG